AUGGCUCAUGCAGCCUCACAAUUAAAGAAAAACAGGGAUUUAGAAAUCAAUGCUGAAGAAGAGACUGAGAAAAAAAGGAAACACCGCAAACGGUCCCGGGAUCGGAAGAAAAAGAAUGGUUUCACGCCAUUGUAUAUGGCAGCCCAGGAAAACCACCUGGAAGUUGUCAAGUUUCUUCUGGACAAUGGUGCAAGCCAGAGCCUAGCCACAGAGGAUGGCUUCACACCAUUGGCAGUAGCUUUGCAACAAGGUCACGACCAAGUAGUUUCACUCCUGCUAGAAAAUGACACAAAAGGAAAAGUGCGUCUUCCAGCUCUUCAUAUUGCUGCCCGAAAAGAUGACACGAAAGCCGCCGCCCUGCUGCUGCAGAAUGACAACAAUGCAGAUGUGGAAUCAAAGAUGGUGGUGAAUAGAACAACAGAGAGUGGCUUCACUCCUCUGCAUAUAGCUGCUCACUAUGGAAACAUCAACGUAGCCACAUUGCUGUUAAAUCGAGCGGCUGCUGUGGACUUCACUGCAAGGAAUGACAUCACUCCUUUACAUGUUGCAUCAAAAAGAGGAAAUGCAAAUAUGGUCAAACUGUUGCUUGAUCGAGGAGCUAAAAUCGAUGCCAAAACCAGGGAUGGUCUGACACCACUGCAUUGUGGGGCAAGGAGCGGCCAUGAGCAGGUGGUGGAAAUGCUGCUUGAUCGAGCCGCCCCCAUUCUGUCAAAAACCAAGAAUGGAUUGUCUCCCUUGCACAUGGCCACACAAGGGGAUCAUUUAAACUGCGUCCAACUUCUCCUCCAGCAUAAUGUGCCCGUGGACGAUGUCACCAAUGACUAUCUGACUGCCCUGCACGUGGCUGCCCACUGUGGCCAUUACAAAGUCGCCAAGGUUCUCUUGGAUAAGAAAGCUAACCCCAAUGCCAAAGCCCUGUUCGUCAAUGGCAGNAAGGCUAUCAUCCAAUCAGCCCUUUUAGGAAGGAUCUCUGCUCCUUUCCAGAUGGUGUGGUUGCCCUAUCUGAAUGGAUCCCUAGUGCCACUGCUGCUCCGUGGACUCUAA
Galeopterus variegatus (Sunda flying lemur) is the source of this 1044-nucleotide messenger RNA. Its product is annotated as ankyrin-3-like. Gene Ontology annotation, cellular component: synapse; membrane; axon initial segment. Gene Ontology annotation, molecular function: transmembrane transporter binding. The coding region runs from base 1 to 1044 and encodes 347 amino acids. The transcript has 9 exons. Gene Ontology annotation, biological process: neuronal action potential; negative regulation of delayed rectifier potassium channel activity. NCBI's taxonomy places the organism in Eukaryota, Metazoa, Chordata, Mammalia, Dermoptera, Cynocephalidae. The record is from RefSeq and is a predicted model, not a curated record.